UUUCCGAGGUUGGGGCGCGAUGCCGGCGCCCGCCUUGCUCGGAGGGUCCCUCGCGGCGCGGGCGGGCGGCACGGGAGCCUCCGGCGCGCGGGAUCCUGCCGAGCUCCUCCCGCCACCGCGAUGGCAACGGCCCCGGGGGUGUCACAUGUAACCGGCACUACUUUACCGUGAACUUCAACCACGAGAACCAGAAGACGCUGGAGCUGAGGACGGAGGACGCCAAGGACUGUGACGAGUGGGUCGCGGCCAUUGCCCAUGCCAGCUACAGGAACCUGGCGACGGAGCACGAAGCCCUGAUGCAGAAGUACCUGCAUUUGCUCCAGAUCGUGGAGACGGAGAAGACCGUGGCCAAACAGCUGCGGCAGCAGAUCGAGGACGGCGAGAUCGAGAUCGAGCGUCUCAAAGCCGAGAUCGCCGCCCUGCUCAAGGACAACGAGCGCAUCCAGUCCGGGCAGAGCAGCGCGCCCAGCGACGACGACAGCGACAUCAAGAAGAUCAAGAAGGUGCAGAGCUUCCUGCGCGGCUGGCUCUGCCGCCGCAAGUGGAAGACCAUCAUCCAGGACUACAUCCGCUCGCCGCACGCCGACAGCAUGCGCAAGCGCAACCAGGUGGUGUUCAGCAUGCUGGAGGCCGAGGCCGAGUACGUGCAGCAGCUGCACAUCCUGGUCAACAACUUCCUGCGGCCGCUGCGCAUGGCCGCCAGCUCCAAGAAGCCGCCCAUCACGCACGACGACGUCAGCAGCAUCUUCCUCAACAGCGAAACCAUCAUGUUUCUGCACCAGAUCUUCUACCAGGGCCUGAAAGCGCGGAUCUCCAGCUGGCCCACGCUGGUGCUGGCCGACCUCUUCGACAUCCUGCUGCCCAUGCUGAACAUCUACCAGGAGUUCGUGCGGAACCACCAGUACAGCCUGCAGAUCCUGGCACACUGCAAGCAGAACCGCGACUUCGACAAGCUGCUGAAGCACUACGAGGCCAAGCCCGACUGCGAGGAGAGGACGCUCGAGACCUUCCUCACCUACCCCAUGUUCCAGAUCCCGCGCUACAUCCUGACGCUGCACGAGCUGCUGGCGCACACCCCGCACGAGCACGUGGAGAGGAACAGCCUGGAUUAUGCCAAGUCCAAGCUGGAGGAGCUCUCCAGGAUCAUGCACGACGAGGUGAGCGAGACCGAGAACAUCCGCAAGAACCUGGCCAUCGAGCGCAUGAUCAUCGAGGGCUGCGAGAUCCUGCUGGACACCAGCCAGACCUUCGUCCGGCAAGGGUCGCUCAUCCAGGUGCCCAUGUCGGAGAAGGGGAAGAUCCCGCGGGGGCGGCUGGGCUCGCUGUCGCUGCGCAAGGAGGGCGAGCGGCAGUGCUUCCUCUUCUCCAAGCACCUCAUCAUCUGCACGCGCGGCUCGGGCGGCAAGCUCCACCUCACCAAGAACGGCGUCAUCUCCCUCAUCGACUGCACGCUCGUCGAGGAGCAGGAGAGCACCGACGAGGACGCAAAAGCAUCCGGGCAGGACAUCGACCAUCUCGACUUCAAAAUUGUGGUGGAGCCAAAAGAUUCCUCCUCCUUCACGGUCAUCCUGGUGGCGUCGUCUAGGCAGGAGAAGGCUGCGUGGACCAGCGACAUCAGCCAGUGCGUGGACAACAUCCGCUGCAACGGCCUCAUGAUGAACGCCUUCGAGGAGAACUCCAAGGUCACCGUCCCCCAGAUGAUCAAGUCUGACGCCAGCCUGUAUUGUGAUGAUGUUGACAUUAGGUUCAGUAAAACGAUGAAUUCCUGCAAGGUCCUGCAGAUCCGCUACGCCAGCGUGGAGCGGCUCCUGGAGAGGCUCACGGACCUGCGCUUCCUCAGCAUCGACUUUCUGAACACGUUCCUGCACUCGUACCGCGUCUUCACCACGGCCCUCGUCGUCCUCGACAAGCUCAUCACCAUCUACAAGAAGCCGAUCAGCGCCAUCCCCGCACGUCGUUCCGUUUUCUCGGCAGGCUCGGACGUGUCCGUUAGGGAAGAGUCUGACACUGACCCGAACCAGAGUGAUGAAGCAGAAGCCGAAACCUCCCCGACAAAAUCCCCGACUACCCCCAAGUCCGUCAAGUGCAAAAAUUCCUCAGGGUACCGCUCGCUGCGCGGGGCCGCGCGGCGCCCUGCGACCGUGUCCCUUGCAGGCUUCCCGAGCGACCAGCGCAACGGCGACAAGGAGUUCGUGAUACGCAGGGCGGCCACCAACCGCGUGCUCAACGUGCUGCGCCACUGGGUCUCCAAGCACUCGCAGGUGAGCGCCCUGAACCGCCACGCGCACGGCCGAGCUCCCGGCCAAGGGAGCUGCAAGGACAAGCUGCACCCCACGGGCUCCGGCCCCCCAGCCAGAGCGGCUCCGUUUUCCUGCCGCAGGACCCUGACGCAGGAGGACCCCGGGGACAACCAGAUCUCCCUGGAGGAGGUGCUGCACAUGGCAAUGACCGGCCCCCACCGUGUCCCUUAGGCGGAGGGCGUCAGAGCCGAACCCUUCGAGAACCACUCGGCGCUGGAAAUCGCGGAGCAGCUCACGCUGCUCGACCACCUGGUGUUCAAGAAGAUCCCCUACGAGGAGUUCUUUGGGCAAGGCUGGAUGAAGCUGGAGAAGAACGAGCGGACCCCGUACAUCAUGAAGAACACCAAGCACUUCAAUGACGUCAGCAACUUGAUAGCGUCGGAGAUCCUGCGCAACGAGGAGAUCAACGCGCGGGUGAGCGCCAUCGAGAAGUGGGUGGCGGUGGCGGACAUCUGCCGGUGCCUGCACAACUACAACGCGGUGCUGGAGAUCACCUCCUCGCUCAACCGCAGUGCCAUCUUCCGCCUCAAGAAGACGUGGCUCAAGGUCUCCAAGCAGCUCACAGCAAUGAUCCUGCCUUCCUUCCGUCCAUCCAUCCAUCCACCCUGCAGCUGCGACCCUCCCUGCGUGCCCUACCUGGGAAUGUACCUGACCGACCUGGCCUUCAUAGAGGAGGGGACGCCCAACUACACGGAGGACGGGCUGGUGAACUUCUCCAAGAUGAGGAUGAUCUCGCACAUCAUCAGGGAGAUCCGGCAGUUCCAGCAGACCUCCUACAAGAUCGAGCACCAGGCUAAGGUAGAGCCCCCGGGAGCGGAGGGGACGUGGCUGGCGCCGCUGCCAGGGACAGGUGGGGGACCGUGA
Tinamus guttatus (white-throated tinamou) is the source of this 3164-nucleotide messenger RNA. Lineage: Eukaryota; Metazoa; Chordata; Aves; Tinamiformes; Tinamidae. The record is from RefSeq and is a predicted model, not a curated record.